AUGUCGAUCCUGCUCCCUCUCUACGUAUACCCAAGCGCGGGCGCCUGGGACCCGCUAUACGCAGCAGCAAAAGCAUACCGAAAUGUCGACUUCAGAGUCAUCCUCAACCCCUGCUCAGGUCCCUGCAUGGGCUCCCUCCCCGACCAAGUCUACCUCGACGAAGUCCCCAAACUACACGCCUACCCCAACAUCCACACGCUCGGCUACGUAGCCACAGACUACGUCUCCAAACCCAUCGAGUCUGUCUUGGCAGAAAUCGACACUUAUGCGAGCUGGCCCUCUGUGACCAAAACCCCAAACAUGCGCGUCGACGGCAUCUUCCUCGACGAAACACCCAGCACAUACGACCCAGACGCCUACACCUACCUCGAAACCGCCAGCCGCGCAAUUAGGAACUCCUCUAAAUUCGUCGAUCGCUUCGUCGCACAUAAUCCUGGUCUUGUAGCCCCGGUACUGCUGAACUCGCCGACUGUGCUGCAAAAUUCUUAUCUCAAUCUUACGGAUCUGACGAUUAUAUAUGAAGAGACGUUUGAUAAGUGGCUGGAUAAGGAUGUCAUGGGUCCGCUGCAGGCGCAUAAGUUGAGGAGGAAGAAUUUGGCUGUUAUUCUGCAUUCGCUGCCGGAUGUGAAUGAUGAGACAUUGGAGUUUGUAGUGCAGCAGGUGGAGGAUGCGGCAGACUGGGUGUUUUUGACGAAUACGACGGAUAAUUACUAUCACGAUUUUAGUCCCAUGUUUGAGAAUUUGGUUAAGGCUGUGAACAUCGGGUGA
Pyrenophora tritici-repentis Pt-1C-BFP is the source of this 768-nucleotide messenger RNA. RefSeq names its product Spherulin4 multi-domain protein. NCBI's taxonomy places the organism in Eukaryota, Fungi, Ascomycota, Dothideomycetes, Pleosporales, Pleosporaceae. The record is from RefSeq and is a predicted model, not a curated record.